AACCUGCGGUACCCGGAUGUGCCAGGGGAGAUACAAGCACCUGUCCCUGGGAUACAGGACGGUGUACAGAUGGAUGUCAGGCAGGAUGGAAGGGAGGAAGACUGCACUACAGCCUGCAUACAAGGGGUGGAAUAUGGAGCUAAGUGUUCGGGUAACUGCAGUGCCCGGAUGUGUGAGGGAGGGAAUGCCACCUGUCCCCAGGAUUCAGGCCGCUGUGAGAACGGAUGCCAGUCAGGGUUUAAGGGAGAAGACUGCGCACAAGCCUGUGUUCAAGGUGUGGAAUACGGGGUUGGGUGUCUCAGAACCUGCGGUACCCGGAUGUGCCAGGGAGAUACAAGCACCUGUCCCCUGGAUACAGGACGGUGUACAGAUGGAUGUCAGGCAGGAUGGAAGGGGGAAGACUGCACUACAGCCUGUGUCCAAGGUAUGGAAUAUGGAGUUGGAUGUGCCAAGAACUGCAGUACCCGGAUGUGCCAGGGAGAUACAAGCACCUGUCCCCUGGAUACAGGACGGUGUACAGAUGGAUGUCAGGCAGGAUGGAAGAAGGAAGACUGCACUACAGCCUGUGACCAAGGUAUGGAAUAUGGAGUUGGAUGUGCCAAGAACUGCAGUACCCGGAUGUGCCAGGGAGAUACAAGCACCUGUUCCCAGGAUACAGGACGGUGUACAGAUGGAUGUCAGGCAGGAUGGAUAGGGGAAGACUGCACUACAGGGUGUAGUCCUGGUACAUAUGGUGCCAACUGUUCUGGGACAUGUGGACAGUGUCGUGAUUUUAAGACCUGUCAUCAUCUCAGCGGUGCCUGUCCAGACGGAUGCAUUGACGGCUGGGCUGCGAACAUCUGCACGGAAAAAAUCAGUAAGCCGUUGUCCGCUAGUCCUGCUGUUAUAGCCGGUGUCGUUGUUGCUGCCAUUGCUGUAGUCGCCAUCGUUGCUCUUGUUGUCGUCCUCCUCAGGCGAAGGAGUCAUCGGAAGCAGCCAUACAAUCACACCGAAAUACACAAAGAGGACCCACUAGAAAUGGGAGUGGACAACCCUGUGCCUGUCCUAGGGGAGGACGAGGACGAUGUAGAGGAGGACCACAAUGCCACGUACUACAACAUAGCGAGAGCUCCUGUUGUGACGGUGGUGUCUGUAGAUCAGCUGGGGGAACGGAUCAAGGAGCUGCAGGUGCCCGUCGGGGGAUUCCAGGCAGAGUUUCAGAAGCUGCCCACCACCUUCACCCGGCCUUACAAUGAUUCACAGCUGGAGGAAAACAAAGGCAAAAACAAAUACAUAAGUUAUUAUCCAUAUGAUGCCACUCGGGUCGUAUUGCAGGAACUGCCAGGCCAGCCUGGUUCCGACUACAUCAACGCCAGCUACAUCGAUGGAUACUCUCAACCCAAAGCCUACAUAGCAGCACAAGCUCCCAACAGGAUGACCCUGACAGACUUCUGGAGGAUGAUCUGGGAACAGAACUGUACAAGAGUCGUCAUGUUGACAAACCUGAAGGAGUUGGGAAGGGUGAAGUGCGUCGCGUACUGGUCUGACUCAACAGACAUGAACACUGGUGACUUCAUCAUCUCUGUGACCGACUCCAGUAUGCGAGCUAACUGGGUGGUCAGAGAACUGCAUGUCACAGACAGACAGACAAACACAAGACGAUGUUUCAAUCAGUUCCACUUCACAACAUGGCCGGAUCAUGGAACUCCCGAGGAGAUGGCCUUGACUGAGUUUCUGUGGCUGGUCAGGACAUCACGUACCACACAGGAUGACCCGCUACUGGUUCACUGCAGUGCUGGGAUCGGCCGGACAGGAACCUACAUCGCCCUGGACUACUUGCUGGACCAGGCUGUGGCUGAAGAUGCGGUGGAUGUGUUUGGUUGUGUCUCGGGGAUGAGAGACCAGAGGAAGGGCAUGAUACAGACCAAGGAGCAGUACACGUGUCUGUAUACGGCCCUGCAUGAAACACUCCAGGUUGGCAAUACCGCCAUCAGCCUCGAAGAAUUCAGGAGCAACCGAAAUGUGAAAGGGACGUUCUCCACAGGUCGGAUGUCAAUCACCAGGUUCAUAGAGACCCUGAACACCCAACGAAAGGAGCAGUCCAACGAAACAAGCGUGAAAGGUCAGGUGUGGAUAAAUGGACGCUCAGACAUCCUGUCUAUCCGCCUGCGGUCCCACCUGUCCAUGAAUGGCUACCUGUUAACUGAGGCCCCCUCCGUCACCACGGCGUCUCUGUUCUGGAAACUCACAGAGGAACAGGAGUCUUCCACCGUCAUUGUCCUGCCAGACUCGCACCAGAGUCUGUCCAGUUUUGUUCCAUCCCCAGGAGACAGCCUAGAUCUGGACCCUGUGACUGUCAGAUGUUCCACUGAGAUUCCCGUCAACACUGACAUCACCCUCCUGAACAUCCACAGACAGAUGGAGAACUCUCAACCAACACAUGUGCGGGUGUACAUCUUGAACAAUUUACCUGCUCAAUCCCCUUCGGCUUUCUUGGAACUUCUGGAAGAACUGGACCGCCACGCAGGAGACGUCAAUCCCAACACUGUCACUGUUAUGUACAGCGAUGGCGGCAGGCAGAACGGAGCAAUGUUAUGCAUCCUGAGCAAUAUUGUCCAAGGCCUGAAGUAUGACAAACGAGCUGAGAUCUACAACAACAUGAGAGCUGUGGGCCACUGUCUGGAUCAGGACAUCACACAGGCUGACGUUGCCCUGUGUUACGACGUGGCCGCAACUUACCUGGAGUCCCAGAACAUCUACGCCAACAUGUGAUCUCCAGCUCUAUGCGCUGCUAGAGUGUACUGGUGGAUUAGAAACAUUCAAGCAAUUGUAUCUCUGUGUGACGUCUUUUCAUGACAGAACAGUACAAUGCUACCAUGGGUUUCUUGACACAACCAGACAUGAUGCUAAACAAUUUCUGCGGAUAUUUUUUAAUGUAUGCAAUGUUUCGAGCUGAGCUAAGUGGCUUGGUAGGUGUUAAUGUAUAUAAAGUUUAUGAUACCAGCCUUUGACUGUAUUGACUUCACAAAGGAGAAAAAUGUCAAAGCGUUUUUUAAAAGAAAUUGAAUUCAUUGAUUGAAUUUGAUGUACCUUCUGUUAUUUUAUAGAUAGGUAGUACAUGAUUAUUAAGUGCGAUUUUUGGUGGCUGUUACCUUGAUGGGGGUUGUAGAACCGUAAAAUUAUGGUCCCCGGGAGUGUAUGUAAGUCCAGACCAUUUACAGCAUAUUCAUUUCUAACACCGUUUUUAACGGCAAAAACAGUGGAAUAAUUUAUGAAACGUCAAACAUUCGGGACAAUCUCUUGCAGCUGAAGGGGUGGUAUGGUACAAAUCCUGGGGGGGAAUGGUACAUGAAGCAGAAGUAUUUUAAGUCGCCACGGCCCCGGGUUGGUGGCCUAACUUUGAUUGCUGGUUAUCUCUGCCUCUUUGAUCUUAUAUCGUUAAUUUAUAGUUUAGUAUUUUAAAUGCUUUUUGAAUUAGUUUGUUUUACAGUUCUUGGACAACAGGACUUGAUAGUUUAUAAAUAUUUUUUUAUUUAUAUGGCUGGAAUAUUGCCGAUCUGACGUAAAAUGUUAACUCACUGGCUCACUCACUCAUCCAGAAGUUGGGGUCUCCUACUACAAAACUAGACUGGAACAAGGUGCGGGGCGUUCUACAAAGGCUUUACAAUGGAUGCAACCGGUCGAUAACAUCCGUAUACAUCUGCUUAUUUUGAGGGUCGGGGGAAUGGAUGACCUUAUCAUUUUCAAAAACUAUAAUGCAUGCAACAAUAGUGAGUGAGUGAGUUAAAAUUUAUAGUCACUUUGGCAAUAUUUCAGCAAUACCGUGGCCUAAAAGGGUCAUCAUGCAACAAUGAGACAAACAUGCUUAAUCAUACGCUGUCAUAGAAUAUGAGAGUUAAUCACAAGUGGAACGUCAAUAAAACAUAUGCUUGUAGGUACAAUAUCAUAGACCAGGACAAAAUAUUUGUUUUAGUGUUAUCAAUGCCUUUUAGUCAAUAUGUUAACGAUUAAAGUAACUAUGAUUAGUUUUGCCACAGUUUCAUAGAUGGGUUUUCUGGUGGGUAAUAUCUUUGUCAUGCUUGGGGACAGAAACACACCUUACCACCCGGUGUCCCCGUGUCACAUGCUGAUUUCUCCUGUAUGGUGCUGGUAGUUGAACUCUUGUACAGUACAACCAGAAAUUAUUGAGAAUGUAAAGAUUGUAC
This is a messenger RNA of Haliotis rubra (blacklip abalone), 4184 nucleotides long. Its product is annotated as receptor-type tyrosine-protein phosphatase epsilon-like. The coding region runs from base 70 to 2751 and encodes 893 amino acids. Gene Ontology annotation, biological process: protein dephosphorylation. The record is from RefSeq and is a predicted model, not a curated record. Gene Ontology annotation, molecular function: protein tyrosine phosphatase activity. Lineage: Eukaryota; Metazoa; Mollusca; Gastropoda; Lepetellida; Haliotidae. The transcript is spliced from 24 exons.